Molecule: messenger RNA, 1203 nt
Organism: Theobroma cacao (cacao)
Lineage: Eukaryota; Viridiplantae; Streptophyta; Magnoliopsida; Malvales; Malvaceae
Source: RefSeq, a predicted model, not a curated record
GAAAAGAUCAUCAAAUAUUAUAUCAAAAUUUGCAUGGGGCUUAAUUAUUUGCCCACUAGACUAGACUUAACAAGUCCUGUGGCCUUGAAGUAUUCUAUUCUCUCUUUACCAGCCUUCAACUUCGGAUCUUGAGCCCCUUUAGAAAUUAGAUCUACUAAGUGUAGCUGGCAAGCCCCCCAUCCCAUCCGAAGAGCAAUUAACCCCAACAUCAAUUCCGAAAUGUUGAGUGACAGUAGCCGUGAGCUGCAGCCUCAGAAAGGUCUUCAAAUCAAGCAAGAUGACAAGUUCUUCUCUAGGCUCAUGUCCAAGGAAACUUCCAUGGCUAAUUCCUCUUGCAGGGUCUACUACGGAGGGGCUUCGGGUGCUGUUCCAUUCAUGUGGGAGUCACAGCCUGGAACUCCCAAGCAUCCUUGUUCUGACACCACCCUCCCUCCUCUGACUCCCCCUCCUUCAUACCAUUCCUCCUGCAAGUCAAAAUCCAUGCAGAAAACGAGCAUGAAACCAACCCUUUUGAGCUUCAUCUUUCCCAGGCUCACCCCAAGGAAAAACCAUGCUUCCCCAUCCUCUUCACGCUCCUCUACAUCAUCCUCAUCAUCCUUCUCAUCACGGUCAUCAUCAUUGCAUGGUUCCCCAUCAGCUCCCAGGAACCAAAAGUUUCAGAGGAGGAGCUAUUUUUCAUUUUCAAGGUCCCCUGUCCAUAACUGCAUAGAUGAUGAUGAUGAGGAAGGCCUGGGAUCACCGACCUCGACAUUGUGUUUUGGGGUUAAACGCAGGAACCUGAAUGAGUUUGGAGGAUGUCAGUCAAUGGUAAACAUGAAGAAGGCAUUGCUAUCAAUUGUUAGCCAUGGCUCAGGUCAAGGUACUGCUGCCUAGAAAUCAAACAAUAAUUAAUUAAAUUCCAUGACCUUGAGAUGUUAUUAAUUUGUUUAUCUUUUCUCUUCUCUUUGAUUUUCCUUCUUUUCUUUUUGUUGUAUUGUAGAGAUGUGUUCUUAGUUUCUAGUCUUUGCCCCACUGCAGAUGUUUGGUUGUUGUGUUGGGCUAUCAAAUUUUUAUUAUUGAACAGUUUGUUCAUCUCAUCAUAAUCCAAUCCAAUGCAUAUCCUACCAACAUUGGAAAAAAAUUAGUGUCAAUAAAAAGUUAUGAUGUUUAUGUAACCAUGGCUACCAACAUUGGAAUUGGAUGAUUCCAUUCUUUGUUUUAGUA